This is a messenger RNA of Nothobranchius furzeri (turquoise killifish), 2669 nucleotides long. RefSeq names its product inositol polyphosphate-5-phosphatase Kb (gene inpp5kb). Gene Ontology annotation, cellular component: cytoplasm; plasma membrane; endoplasmic reticulum. Gene Ontology annotation, molecular function: phosphatidylinositol-4,5-bisphosphate 5-phosphatase activity; inositol bisphosphate phosphatase activity; phosphatidylinositol-3,4,5-trisphosphate 5-phosphatase activity. NCBI's taxonomy places the organism in Eukaryota, Metazoa, Chordata, Actinopteri, Cyprinodontiformes, Nothobranchiidae. The record is from RefSeq and is a predicted model, not a curated record. Gene Ontology annotation, biological process: negative regulation of phosphatidylinositol 3-kinase/protein kinase B signal transduction; phosphatidylinositol dephosphorylation; negative regulation of glycogen biosynthetic process.
CACAGGAGAAGAGGCUGGACCGAGGCCAAAAGAAGCUAAAGGGCUGUUGUCAUGGUUACCAAAGCAGGAGUGUAAUUGGGGCGUUUCCCAUGUUUUAGAGAAAGUGCUGUAAAUGAACCUCUUAUCUAAUGUGUCGCAACAAUAUCAGCCUCUUUCGUCCUCAUUCGUGUAACUCACAGGAAAACUCUGGCAUAUUCACAUGCCGGUCUCCUGCCUGCGAUUAGACUCCAAAUCUGGCUCAUUCUUGCCAACAUUCCUUAGUGGACCUCACUGUUGUGUGGAAGAGGGCUCCAUCGCUGCAUGAAAACACUGGACUCAGAGGAGGGACGGCAGCAGCGCAGACACACUUUUCCCUGUGAUGUCCUGAAACUUUCAUCCUGUUCACUUCUGAGGAACAGCCAGAAAAGGAAGUAUUGGAGUCGGGAAGGAGCAAAGGCCUCAUCCAUCACUCGCAGACAACCAAAGAAAUCUGAGGAGAAACAAAAACUGACCUGGGAAUUACUUUGAUUUUUUUAAACCUUCCGAAAUGGACCAAUUACCCAACAGUCCUCGCGUGCGCUUGGACAGCACAAGCAGCUCAGCCUCUCAGAACUCCCGGUCCAAAGCGGUCCUCCGCCAGCGCCUGGCCCAGCUGAUGAACUGCGUAGAGGACAUGAGCUCUGACGACGAGGCUGGCGAAGAAGUGUCCCGCACUCUGGACGAGGCCUUCCAGCUCUGUGGGGGAUUCAUUCCCUCCGACGCAUUCAGGCUGCACAUUGUCACCUGGAACGUGGCCACUGCAGAGCCCCCGGAAGAUGUCACCUCUUUGCUUCAGCUUGAUGUCCAGCCGCCAUCAGACCUCUUUGUGAUUGGCCUGCAGGAGGUAAACGCCACCCCGCUGAGAUUCAUCUCCAACCUGAUAGUGGAGGAUUCCUGGAGCCACCUUUUUAUGGACACGCUGGCACCCAAAGGCUUAGUAAAGAUCACAUCAGUGAGGAUGCAGGGUUUGCUGCUGCUAGUUUUUGCCAAGCAAACACACCUCCCUCACAUCAGAGACGUCCAGACCACCUACACCCGCACCGGCAUCUUUGGCUACUGGGGUAAUAAAGGAGGAGUGUCUGUGCGUUUCUCCUUCUAUGGCCACAUGUUGUGCUUCCUGAAUUGCCACCUUGCAGCUCACAUUCAAAACGCUCUGCAGCGCGUCGAUGAGUUUGAGUACAUUCUGGACACGCAAGACUUUGACUUUUACGACACUCCUCAUGUCCUGGACCACAAGGUGGUCUUCUGGUUUGGUGACCUGAACUUUCGUAUUGCAGACCACGGCUUGCACUUCCUCCGCUCGUCCAUCAACAGCGAGCGCUUUCAUUUGUUGUGGAGCAAGGAUCAGCUCACGAUGAUGAAGAAGAACGAGCCCUUCCUGCAGGAGUUUGAGGAGGGUCCGUUAAAUUUCAAACCCACGUACAAGUUUGGACGUAAAUCUGAUGAUUAUGACACCAGCUCUCCAAAGACGUUGUUGGGUCUGAAUGGCAAAAAGAGAAAACCGGCCUGGACAGAUCGGAUCCUCUGGAGGAUCAAACCCAAACACCUGCCCUCAGAGGAGGAAGAUGAUGAGGGUGAUGAAAGUGAAAGGGCAUCAACCUCCACACAUAAUGACCAGGAUGAAUACCCAGUCCUGGUCACCCAGAACACAUACACCAGUGACAUGAGCUAUGGAGUCAGCGACCACAAGCCUGUGCUUGCAAACUUCACUCUGGAGCUGAGGAAAUGCUUCGACACGCCACUGGUAAACAUUUCUCCCGUGGGGGUGUGGAGCGCAGACCAGAAUGCACUUCUCACUUAUAUCGUCCAAGAGGACUUCAUGUCAUCCUUGUGGGACUGGAUUGGACUGUACAGGGUUGGAUUCAAGACCGUGAUGGAUUAUGAAAGCUUCGUCUGGGUCAGAGAGAACGAGCUGCCGGAGGUUAAUGAAGAGAUACAGAGAUGUGUGGAUAAGGAUGCAAUCCCGCUGCUUGGUGGAGAAUACGUUCUGGGUUACUACAGCACAAACAUGAACUCCAUCAUCGGGCUCAGUGACAACUUCCAGAUUCUGGAGUCAAAGCGGGCCGCUGUGGAAGGUCCCGAGCUUGAAGACACCAAUGGACUCAACAAAUAAAAACAAAUUUAAAAACACCUUGGGGUGCAUGGAUGUAAUUCUGAUUAAACCCUGAGGACCCUGUCACUAAACAAUGCCUGAUCAUCUCUAAAAUUGGCUGGAGACAACAAUGUAUCAACAUGCCUCUUAGAUGCACUUCUGCUGAAAAUAGAUUUGUAAUUUAGAAAAUAAUUGGAAAUAAAAAUGGUCAUUGUGUUCAUUUUCAUCCUGUCGAAACAAAAAAUAAAACGGUUACUAAAUAGUAUUGUAGUAUUCAGUUCAAUAUAUUUACACUGUUAUUAGUGCCAGAGAUGGUUUAUGUAAUAAAUGUGAAAAAUGUCAGUGAGUCAUAAGAAAUCCUUACAUUGAAUUCUGUGUUUAGGUUGAUUCACUUUUCACAUGCUGUAUUAAUAAAGAAACAAUGAUCUGGAAUGGGUAUAAUGACUGGUAAAUUACCAAAAACGCAUGACGUUAAUCAUACUUGCCAUGACACGUGGCAAAGGACUAAGUACAAACAUUUCUUUUCAACCUUUUUUUACAUUAAAAAAUCAAUUCUAAA